AUGACAUCUGCAUCGCCAUGGGAAAAGCUAGUCCUCCGCCCUGCACUCACAACAGCGGCUGAGACUCCGCCGCCAACAGCAAUCCCUGUAUUUCUAUACGGCACUGCUUGGAAGAAGGAGCAGACAGGAUAUUUCGUCUACCAGGCUCUUGCUUCUGGGUUUAAAGGCAUAGACACUGCUGCGCAACCGAAGCAUUAUCGAGAAGAUCUUGCCGGAGCGGGAUUGCGAAGAGCGUUGGCAGACGACAGAGUGAAGAGGGAGGAUCUUUAUGUACAAACGAAAUUCACUCCAAUCGCCAGUCAAGACCCCACUUCUGCUCCCUAUGACCCCUCCGCUCCAAUUGCAGCCCAGAUCCACUCCUCCAUCAAAUCAUCGCUGGCAAACCUCCGCCCACUGGACGAUAUAAGUUCAGAAAGGGAAACGUACCUCGACGCACUAAUAUUGCACAGCCCUCUCCCAACCAUCAGUGAGACACUCGAAGCCUGGAAAAUCCUAGAAGAAUACGUCCCUCACAGAAUACGAAAUCUCGGAAUCUCAAACUGCGACCUCUCCCUCCUCAGGACCCUUUGCAGGUCGGCAAAGGUGAAGCCCGCUGUGGUUCAGAAUCGAUUUUACCCGGUAUCAAGGUUUGACAUUAGUCUCCGCCAGUUCUGCCACGAGAACUCCAUCAUAUACCAGGCCUUCUGGACGCUGACUGCAAACUCGGAGCUGGUCAGGUCGACCGAGGUCGGGAUGUUGAGCCAGCAGGUUCGCAUCACCCCGCAGGCCGCGCUGUACUGUUUGGUGCUAGGUCUGGAGGGUACAGUCAUACUCAACGGGACGAAGAAUGAAGGCCGAAUGCUGGGUGAUCUUACUGCGCCCAAGGCCGUGGAAGAGUUUGCUACGAAAUACCCUGAACAGUGGGAUACACUACUUGGGGGGUUUAAGAAGAAGAUUGGUGAGAUAAGAUGA
Messenger RNA from Histoplasma capsulatum G186AR, 951 nucleotides. RefSeq names its product aldo/keto reductase. The record is from RefSeq and is a predicted model, not a curated record. Gene Ontology annotation, cellular component: cytosol. The transcript has 2 exons. Lineage: Eukaryota; Fungi; Ascomycota; Eurotiomycetes; Onygenales; Ajellomycetaceae. Bases 1 to 951 code for a protein of 316 amino acids. Gene Ontology annotation, molecular function: aldose reductase (NADPH) activity.